Messenger RNA from Manis pentadactyla (Chinese pangolin), 5349 nucleotides. RefSeq names its product 3'(2'), 5'-bisphosphate nucleotidase 2 (gene BPNT2). Gene Ontology annotation, biological process: skeletal system development; phosphatidylinositol phosphate biosynthetic process. NCBI's taxonomy places the organism in Eukaryota, Metazoa, Chordata, Mammalia, Pholidota, Manidae. Gene Ontology annotation, molecular function: 3'-nucleotidase activity. Gene Ontology annotation, cellular component: endomembrane system. The coding region runs from base 285 to 1364 and encodes 359 amino acids. The transcript is spliced from 5 exons. The record is from RefSeq and is a predicted model, not a curated record.
GCUCCCCUUUCACCUCGCGGCCGUCAGUUAACGUGGAAGUAAGACCCGCAGGUCCGCUGCGGGGUUGGGAGCGCGCUGGCCCGCGAGUUUGGGCGCGCCGGACCGCGAGCGUGGGCUUCUGCGCGCGGCUCGGCCUUUCCCCGGAGGAAGUGAUGGGGCGCGCGGGCGCCGGUGAGCGGGCGCCGGUGUAGUACGCGCGGCGCCUGACCCGGGAGCGCGACGGCGGCGGCGGGCGCGGGGAGGCCUCUUAAGGCCGCCACCCCGAGCGCCCGGCCUCCCGCGCCAUGGCCCCCAUGGGCAUCCGCCUGUCCCCUCUGGGGGUGGCCGUGUUCUGCCUGCUGGGGCUCGGCGUGCUCUACCACCUCUAUUCGGGCUUCCUGGCCGGUCGCUUCAGCCUCUUCGGCCUGGGCGGCGAGCUCGGCGGCGCUGCGGCGGGGCCCGUGGCCGCAGCCGACGGGGGCACCGUGGACCUGCGCGAGAUGCUCGCCGUUUCGGUGCUGGCCGCUGUCCGCGGCGGCGACGAAGUGAGGCGCGUCCGCGAGAGCAACGUCCUCCACGAGAAGUCCAAGGGGAAGACGCGCGAGGGAGCCGAGGACAAGAUGACCAGCGGGGACGUGCUGUCCAACCGCAAGAUGUUCUACCUGCUCAAGACCGCCUUCCCGAACGUACAGAUAAAUACUGAAGAACAUGUGGAUGCAGCUGAUGAGGAGGUUAUCUUAUGGGAUCAUAAGAUACCUGAAGAUAUCUUGAAAGAAAUAUCCACUACUAAAGAGGUACCAGCAGAAAGUGUUACUGUCUGGAUUGACCCACUUGAUGCUACACAGGAAUAUACAGAGGAUCUUCGAAAAUAUGUCACUACAAUGGUGUGUGUGGCUGUAAAUGGUAAACCUGUGCUAGGAGUAAUACAUAAGCCAUUUUCUGAAUACACAGCAUGGGCAAUGGUAGAUGGUGGGUCAAACGUGAAAGCCCACACUUCCUACAACGAGAAGACCCCAAGGAUCGUUGUCUCACGCUCCCAUUCAGGAAUGGUUAAACAAGUUGCUCUUCAGACUUUUGGAAACCAGACUACAAUUAUCCCUGCUGGCGGUGCUGGUUAUAAAGUUUUAGCGCUCUUGGAUGUACCCGAUAAGAGUCAAGAAAAAGCUGAUCUAUAUAUCCACGUGACAUACAUCAAAAAGUGGGAUAUAUGUGCUGGCAAUGCCAUCCUAAAAGCCCUUGGGGGGCAUAUGACUACCUUGAGUGGUGAAGAAAUCAGUUACACUGGUUCUGAUGGCAUUGAAGGUGGGCUCCUCGCCAGCAUCAAAAUGAACCACCAAGCUCUGGUCAGAAAACUCCCAGAUCUAGAGAAGACAGGACAUAAAUAAGUAAAACAUAGGUCACAGCUCUUCUAGAGCUGAAUGGUAGCCUGAAACGCUGGAGGCUUCAAAGCAUCGGUGGAGACUAUGCAUGGUUAAGGCCAUCCCGAACUUUUAAAAGUAUUUAUGAAGCAUCAGAGACAUAUUUUCCCUGUAAUAAGAUGCAAGAUUAGGGAAAAUGGGUUGCUUCGUGUCUCAAGUAUUGUCUUUAUUUUUGAGACUAUUUUCAUACAGUUGUCAUACACAAGGCACAUAUAUAUAUACAUGUACAUAUGUGUGUGUGUAUAUAUAUUUGUGAAUUAAAAUCUAAAGCUGAGUCCAUAUUGUUAUGAGUCACCAUUUUAACACAUCAUGAAUCUUCACUGUUUGUUAGUAAUUUCAUAUAGAAUUUAGCUGAAGAAAGGAUUGAUUUUGUGUAGAUGUUUAAUAUUACUUUACAAUUAUAUCAUAAAAAAAUAAAUAAUUGGGGAUUUUCUACCCCAAUUCAGAUGGAAAGCACAAGAAGCCACAUAUUCAUUAACAUGCAACAAAUGCUCUAUUUAUCUGUUAUUGAAUGUUUCAUAUGGAUUAAAAUACAGAAAGCUAAAAUUGUUUUUUCUUUGUAAUUUUAAUAACAGGUUAACCAGAUAGUAGAGAAUAUAGGCAUAUGACAGUCGUGUUGUAAUUUCUGUGUAUGUAUGUUUUGUUUGGGAGGUUUUGAUUUUUUUUUGUUUUAUAAAGUGUGUUUGUACCCAUGGGUUCAUCAUUUCUGCUAUCUUGCUAUUGGUUUUCAUUUGCCCUGUGGACAGUGCAUGGUUGCAUCCCUUCGCUCUUGACCAACAGUUAAUCUUUAACUUGUAAGGUUUGGAUUAAGGUUUCAGGGUUAGCACUAGGAUUUUUGGUACAUUUCUCAUUAGGGAUAAAUUAUGCUCUAAAGCAACAAAUAUAAAUGAUUCUAUAAUUGAGUUAUUUGACAUUACAUGAAUUGAGCUGGCUUUUGUUAUUUUCAAAAGUUUUGUUUUAGUACCUUAAAAAAAAUUUGCCAGAUUUUUAUAUACAGAUUUUCUAAUUAUCAAGAAUGAGUUAUAGUUGCUCUUGCUAUGGUUGCUUUUAUUCCUAACUUAAACAUAAUCUCAAAAGUAGUAACUUUUGAGAUACUUUAUAGUUCCCUUAAGAUUAAAAUAGUGAAGUUUCAAGUUACUUUUUGAAGAUUUUUUUUUCCUAUUGAAUAUGCAGAACCUGGUUGGAAGAAAGUCUGUGGCAUAUUCACUGUGUCAUAAUGAGAACCUUGCUCUGUGAACUGUCUUUCAUUGGGAUGUCUGAUUUUUCUCAACGUGAUAUCUAGAAAUUUCAUGUAUACAAAUACCAUUAUUUAAUGUGAUUUUUUUCCUUGCAUCCUAUAACACGAAGAGAGAUUUCUCAUGGUUUCUUUUUAAAAAAAUUCUAACCGUAAAACAACUUUCCACUUAUUUUCCUAUCUUGGAGGUAAAAUUGACCAAAGAAUGGAUAUUCUCACCUGGUGAAUAUGCAUACAACUGUAGGUUUGCAUAUCAUACUGUCCAAAGCCCUUUAAUUCCUCAUUAGGGAAUUGAAUAUAGUAUGAGGCACAUAUUUCUACCCAAUGUCUAGCGAAUGGUCACAGAUACGAUAGAGUAGUGUGGGCCUCAGUAUACAGGAUUUGUUCAGUGAAAAUUCAUACAAAGUUUUGGAACACUUGAUAUUUAAACAGGACUUAGGGAUUCUGAACAGGAUAUUGGAGACCUUAUCUUUUUACUUUGCAAUGAGAUGAGAAAAUCCUUUUUCUCUCAUGAGAGAUGGCAAAAGCAUAAGCUGUUUCCAGAGUCCUAUAAUAAAAGCAUUUAUUUUCACUGUAGAAAGAGGACUGCCAUAUCAGGAAAUGGGAUUUAAUUAGAGGGCUUUUUCCCCAAUAUUAUAUGGAAACUUUCUGAUUUAAUGAAAAUGAAACAAGUUCAUAUUAACAAGCAUGAUUGCUUUGAUUUAAUUUCUCAUUUCAUUAAGCUGCAUGUAGAUGAUGACUUUGUGAAGGGCUUGUUGUGUGCAAAAAUUAAGAUAUUGGCUGACAGUUAAAUGCUUUAUUUUUAUAAUUUAUUAGUCUAAUUACUAAUGAAUUUUUAAGCUUUAAGCUUUUAUGAAAAGUUCAUUUAAAAUUUUUGUUUCUAAAAAUCAGUAUACAUUACAGAACUAAUAUAAAUACCAAAAACAGUAUUUAUAUUUAUUUAUAUGAGACAUUAUUGUGCCAGAACAUACAAGGAAAACACCUUCCUGAAUAAUUGAGGCAUGUAAUAUCUCCCAGAAUUACAUAAAUAAAGUUUCUGAAAUGUAGCAAAAUAACUAGAAUUUUAACUUUGAGUGACCCUUAGGUCCCCAUCUCCUGGUAUUCUCUUUCCUCAUCUUUGCCCUUAUUUAGAGGAAAAUUUUCUCUCAAAAAUGAGUUUUGCACAUCUCAUGUUAGUAGAAGCAGGAACAUCAGUAACCUCAGUAUUCCUUAGCUGCCCUUGUUCUUUGCCCCUCCACCUACCUUGUUCCCUGUCUUCCUAGCCCAUUGACAUUCCUUUAUUUCUGCUCUUUCUUCACCAGUAUACACUUCCCCAACACUUAACCUCUGAAGUCUCUCAUAGACCUGUUUUUCUCAAGUUGGCUGCUGAAAUCUUAGGGUAGAACUGAGAUUCUCUAUGUAUAAAGUUCCCAGUAGGAGAGGUCAGUCCUGGAGGAGUCCUAGUUGACUAUUACUUUUCAAAGACUCCACAAAAAGUAAAGGAAAAUCACCUUUGUAACCACAAAGCUUUACACUGUCAAGUCUAAAUACAGUGCUUCUGCCUUUACAAAGCAUUUCUUCUGAUCCAUCAUUCAGAGAGUGAGAAUGCAGAAAGUACGAGAGAGUUGGGUAUGUAAGCCUGCAAGAGGAAACUUGCUUUUUCCAUUAGUUCUCAUACUUGUAUUACUAGCUUGGUUGAGGUGAUGGGCCUACAAGAUGGGUCGUAUUUGUCUUUGGUAUUCCACUGUCCCCUUCUGCCCAAUUGUAGUGUUUUUUUUCUUGAUUUUUAAAAAUAUUUAAAUGAAUUACUUAUGGCUGUAUAAUGAAAUUAACAGGCAUUUUGGUUUAUGUGUUUUAAGUAAUUGCAAUUCUGUUUGCUGGGUGCUCCUUUUGACUGUUGUGCAAAUUGGGUUAGAGGAACUGGGGAAGGGGCAGUGGCUAAGUUAAGGCUUUAAAAAGAGAGAGAGCUGAGGAGAAGGGUAGCAGUGGGAGGAUGCAAAGCAAGUCUCUGCCCUGGCCCCUGAUCAGGAAUUCUGCUUUGUCUCAGAUGUUUAACAAAAAAGUUAGAUUUCACUCAGGCUUUGAAGGUCACAUCUAUGAUAGCCCAAACAUAAGUAAAAGCUUGAGGGGUGGCCACCUGCUCUUCCUCAGAAAAGAAAUAUCCAGCCUGCUUCUUUUUGAGAACACCUUGAAAAUGACCUUAUCUUUGGCAGCUUAAAAACAAACUUUUUGGAUUAUUCUAGCUGCAACUACUUAUCUUGGAUCUGUGUUGAUUGGCCCUGGAUAGAAACAAUGAGUUUUCAUUUUAGAUCUUGGUUGAAUUUAAGACAUACUUAGUUAUUUGCAGUACAUGCCUACAAAAAGUCUAUAUUGUAACUUGUGUAAAAUAAACCUAAUCAAUGGUUUUAUUUUUAUCAUUUAAAAAGUUGUGCCCUAACAAUAGGGCAUUGUAUGUUAAUAAGGGAAAACAAUCUUUUUUUUAAUGGGUGGGGAAAAUAGGAAUUUUGCCAUUAAAAUUUAAAUUCUUUUAAUGUUUUUAGUAUUAGAGUUCGGGGAGACUCAUUAUGGCUAAAUAAAAUUGAUAGAAAAUUAUUUUUGCAUAAUCUAGCAUUUCAACUAAAGUACAUUUUUAUAAGAACUGGCAUCUUGAUGUAUGUAGGUCUGAAAUGGUACUUCAUCCUUUGAGUUUUAAUUUUAAUUAAUAUAAAAACAUUUUUUAAAAACUUUAUUUUUAAAUCA